AUGUUAGCCCUCCUGGGAGAGAUAGAGUGGAGGACGAAGCAGAACCUGGACUACUGUUUCCUGAUGAUGUACGCUCAGUCUAAAGGAACUUACUACGUCCAGGUAGAAAACUUUCACAAUAAAAGCCUAAAGAACACACACAAACUAUCUAGGCUGCAGCAAUGUGCAGUACAACAAAACUUGAUGGGAUGGAUGAUCCUCAGGUUCUCUCAGCUCGCUUCUCGUUGUAAGAUGUUCAAGUCGUUGGACCUGUCGCUCAUCGUGGAGUUCAUGCUGAUGUUCUACAAAGACAAACCCAUCGACUGGCUGCUGGACCACAUCAUGUGGGUCAAGGUGUGCAACCCGGAGAAGGAUGCCAAACACUGCGACAGGCAGAAGGCAAACCUGAGGAUUCGGUUCAAACCGUCUCUCUUCCAACAUGUCGGCACGCACUCGUCUCUGGCUGGAAAAAUACAGAAACUCAAGGAUAAGGACUUUGGGAAACAGACCCUCCAUAAGGGUCACGCUAACCCGCUGGCCGAGGUGACCACCAGCCUGAAGACCUACCAGCACUUCACCCUGGAGAAAGCCUACCUGGGGGAGGACUUCUUCUGGGCCUUCACGCCCGUAGCAGGCGACUUCAUACGGAUACGCUUCUUCACACCUGUCCGCAUCGAGAGGUAUUUCUUUCGCAGCGGGAACAUCGAACAUCCGGGAGACAAACUCUUCAACACAUCGGUGGAGGUUCUGCCGUUCGACAAUAUUCAGGCAGAGAAAGAGGCCUUGACAGACGGGAGGGAGAAAACACCAAAGUACCAUCGGACAGAAGAUGGAUUCAUCAGAAUCGGAACGUUUAAGAACGGUAUCGCGGAGGGAGAGGUGGACGCCAGUUUCGGGCCCCUGGAGGCCAUGCGUCUCUCCGUUCUGACGGACUCCCCGGUCUGGGUCAUCCUCAGCGAGAUCUUCAUAAAGAAAGCCGAGUGAAGCUCCCCCCCCCCCCCCCCCCU
Perca fluviatilis (European perch) is the source of this 986-nucleotide messenger RNA. Its product is annotated as alpha-1,3-mannosyl-glycoprotein 4-beta-N-acetylglucosaminyltransferase B-like. Gene Ontology annotation, cellular component: endoplasmic reticulum-Golgi intermediate compartment; endoplasmic reticulum; Golgi stack. Gene Ontology annotation, biological process: protein N-linked glycosylation. The transcript is spliced from 11 exons. Gene Ontology annotation, molecular function: acetylglucosaminyltransferase activity. The coding region runs from base 1 to 963 and encodes 320 amino acids. Lineage: Eukaryota; Metazoa; Chordata; Actinopteri; Perciformes; Percidae. The record is from RefSeq and is a predicted model, not a curated record.